This is a messenger RNA of Thrips palmi, 5930 nucleotides long. It is a transcript of the gene S6k, whose product is annotated as ribosomal protein S6 kinase beta-1. Bases 200 to 1621 code for a protein of 473 amino acids. NCBI's taxonomy places the organism in Eukaryota, Metazoa, Arthropoda, Insecta, Thysanoptera, Thripidae. Gene Ontology annotation, biological process: signal transduction; protein phosphorylation. The record is from RefSeq and is a predicted model, not a curated record. Gene Ontology annotation, molecular function: ATP binding; protein serine/threonine kinase activity. The transcript is spliced from 12 exons.
UGCACCUUCAGUUGUUUUUUUGCGUUCGUUCCCACUUUCACGGGCUCGUCUCGUAUGUCUCACCUCACACAUAACCCCAUUUUGUCACAUGAAGGUGUAGAUCGGCUCUUGAGAACAAUAUUUGUUUUUCCUCGCAAGUGUGCAUUUCACAGGCAGCAUUGUGGCUGUCCUAAAUGUGCUGUAGUGCGUAACGUGUAAAAUGGCUGGAGCUGUUUUUGACAUUGAGCUUCACGAUGAUGAUACAGGACAACUCGAUGACUCAGACGAUGAUGCUAUUGAAGUAGAGGAAGGUGGCUAUGAUCCUGACCCAGAUGUGAAUGCCAUAUUUGACUCUGAAGAUUUGGAAACUGUUCAUCUAUCUGAACAAAAUAUAGGCAAGGAAAAGACUGGACCUGUGGACUUUGAAUUAUUAAAGGUUUUAGGAAAAGGUGGCUAUGGUAAAGUGUUCCAAGUAAAGAAGCGCUCUGGUCAGGAUGCGGGCACUAUAUUUGCCAUGAAGGUUUUGCGAAAGGCCUCAAUUGUGAGAAAUCAGAAGGACACUGCGCAUACUAAAGCAGAAAGAAAUAUCCUUGAGGCUGUCAAGCAUCCUUUCAUCGUAGACUUGAUGUAUGCCUUCCAAACUGGAGGAAAGUUAUACUUGAUUUUGGAAUACUUAAGUGGAGGGGAAUUAUUCAUGCACCUUGAACGAGAAGGCAUUUUCCUUGAAGAUACAGCUUGUUUUUAUCUCUCAGAAAUUAUUCUUGCAUUGGAACAUUUACAUAGACAAGGAAUAAUUUAUAGGGAUCUUAAACCUGAGAACAUUCUAUUAGAUGCUCAUGGCCAUGUUAAACUUACCGAUUUUGGACUGUGCAAGGAACACAUUCAGGAAGGCAUUGUCACACACACAUUUUGUGGCACCAUUGAAUAUAUGGCACCUGAAAUCUUGACUCGAAGUGGCCAUGGCAAAGCUGUAGAUUGGUGGUCACUAGGAGCCCUCAUGUAUGACAUGUUGACUGGAGCUCCUCCAUUUACUGCAGAAAACAGGAAAAAGACUAUUGAGAAGAUAUUAAAGGGAAAGUUAAAUCUGCCUCCUUAUCUUACUCCAGAUGCUAGGGAUCUAGUUAGAAAGUUACUUAAGAGACAGGUUAGCCAAAGAUUGGGCACUGCUUCUUCUGAUGGAGAGGCGAUUCGCGCCCAUAAUUUCUUCAAGCACAUCAGUUGGGUAGAUGUUCUUGGUAGGAAGCUGGAACCCCCUUUUAAGCCAUCCCUGUCAGGUGAAGAUGAUGUGUCCCAGUUUGACAUAAAGUUUACCAAGCAAACACCAAUUGAUUCUCCUGACGAGUCAACUCUAAGUGAGAGUGCCAAUAUGAUUUUCCAGGGUUUCACUUAUGUUGCUCCUUCAGUACUAGAGGAAAUGCACAAAGGUCCAAGGAUUGUAAAGGCCAGGUCCCCAAGAAAGGGACCCUUUGGCACGUCAGGACCUGGUUCACAUUCUAUGAGAACACCUUUUAGCCCACGACACAUUUUGCAUCCACUUUCUCAUGGUCAUGCAUUAGCUGGUUUUACAUUUGGACAUCAAGCUUCUUUAGAUCAAAACCCUUGUCAAGAAGAGUAUAUGGAAGUUCAAAGUCCACAUGUAUAGCCCUGGCUCCCAUCUAGGCAAUUAGCAGAUAUUGUUUUGCACGGCAUUUGGUCUAUUACCAACCUUUUAUAUUUUAAUGGUAACAUAGAUUGUAACCUGAGAGAGUUCAAAGGUUUUGUGUGACCUUAACUCUGUGCAUUAACUCUGUUGAAACUUUGGAAAACUUUGGAAACUUACCAUUGUAUGCCAAUUUUGGCUAUUGACAUUUCCCCCUUUCUUUUUGCCAUAUUUUAUUUGCCAUGUCUUAUUUCAGACAUAUCGACUGAUUCUGGUUUCUUUUCUGUCAGUUCCACAAGCACUCAAACUUUCCACAUUUUUGGGAUGAUUUAUCAAUUACAUAUUUUACAAGGUUUGUUAGUAGUUUUACAUACUGGUUGUGUUGCAUUUCUUUGUACAUAUUUUCCAAGCAUAACAAAAUGACUAACUUUUAUGAACAUUUUGUAUAAUUUUAGGUUUGAAUGCUUGAGGAACUGAUCUGUUGGUACCCACAAAUUACUUAAAUCUCUGUAAUUACCUUUUGCUAGUGCAAGGAUAUUUGAAAGUCUGUGUAGGUUAGGAAAUAAACUACUGAUCUAAAGAAUAUUGCUGCUGAGUGAGCAUUAUUGACCAAUAUGUGAUUCAUAAUCAGUUUUGCUUUACUCUUUUAUUGACAAAUUAAAUAACUCAUGUAGAAUUGAUGACAUUGUGUGUGUAUUUUGGGGAUUUUUAGUUGUUAAGGCAUUUUAUAUUGGAUGCUAAUGGAGUUGCAGACAUAGUUUAUUAUGUUGGUUACCAGUGGAAUCUGCUUAAGUUGUUAUGAAGUAUCAGCCAGCUGCUGAUCCAUUAGCGUGGUGCUUUGUUAUAUCUAUUCCAUAGUUAUGGAAAAGAAUCAAUUUCACUAUUUUACUUAUUGUCUGUGUUUGCCUUGAAUAUCAUGUUCCUAAAGACAGCAGGUAAAGUUUCACAGCCUUAGGACUCCUUCUAUUAUUUUGUUUUUUUCUUUAGAAGGAAUUGGAAGGUUUAAAUGAUGAAUGAUUAAUUGCAGCAGCAUAUCAGGCGCUUGUUUGAAGCCACCCUGUCAAUAAGUUGACAUCAAUAUUUUGCUCCUCUUACUUAAUUAGUUUGUAGUUGUUAUUAUUAAGUGACAUGUAAAGUGGCGUUUAACUAAUGCUGGAAAGCUUUGAUUCCAGCACACUGCUGCAAUACCAGGCUGUUUUUGUGACUUUCACUUUCUUUAUGUUCUAUGAUCUUAUCUUUUCCCUUUGUGAAGCUUUCAUUCAAUAUUAUUUUUAAAUUCUAGGAUGAAAGCUGCCUUGUUUUAUUUGUUUUUCUGGUGUGAUCAGUGCACGCUCCAAUACUCAAUUAGUAAUUCUUGAUAUGGAUAUGACCUUUUAGCUGUGAUGCAGUCACUUUCUGUACUCCCAUACUAGCACAAGCUCUUGCGCCACUGACAUGUAACUUUAUAUCAUUCAACUACAGUGCCCAUUGGUUCUGACCUAAAUGAUUUUACUGCGCUCUGUUUGUUCUCUAGGAAAGCGAAAAGUUGUAUUUUUGAGGCAUAAUUGAGGUUGCUGUGUUUUCACUGUUAGCAUAUUGAUCGAAGCCCCCAUUUGGGUGAUAUGAUUCACCUUAGUCCGUAGUACCAUCGAUGAUAGAUAAAAUUAAUUGGUCUUUCAUGACUAUUAUGUGGGUCACCCAGUUACUAUUAUUAUAUCCAUGUCAUGUUUGAUUCAUGUUGUUACUUAUAAAAUACAUAUUAACCUUCCACAAGGGAUAUGAUGCACUUUUGUAUUUGUUAAAUUUGGUGGAACGUCCCUCAAAGAUAUUUUUUCAGAUGACCCUUUUUUAGUCAGAUCGUAAUAUAAACAGUUUUGUAAUUAUAUUUGUGUAUCAUUUACUUACUUAUUCCUGUGGUGUGAUAAUGAUUGGUAACGGGUUGAAAAUACUUGUGAUGAGUAAAAUCAUCACCCUGUCCUUAGGUUCCAUUUUCUUCCCCGUGCCCUUGUUUUUGUAUUUCUUUCUUGACUAUUUUGGGCUGUCAUAUUUUGUGUUACCCUUAUUUCAAGCUCCACACCUAAAUGCCUGUCUUUUUCUAGAUGUAUGAUGAUGUAUGUGAAGUUUGGUCAUUAACUUUGGUGAAACAUUUCUUUCACCCCUGAAAAGUAGGGUCUUUGGCAGUCAUGUUCCAUAUAAAUUGUCAACUCCUGCCUUUCCUCUCUAAUCAUUAAUCUGGAUAUGUACUUUUGGAUUUUAUCCUUGAGCAGAAAUGACCUUUCUCAGCUCUGUUUGAAAUGAAUACAUGUGCAGUUACAGGUGUUGAAGCUACUGUGCAGCACCUCAUAUUCUCAAUAUUCUCUCUGUGAUUGUUUUAUUAAAUGAAUUUUCUCAGAAAUUUGAAUUGUGAAACCAUUGCUAUUUUAGUAGUUUCAUAAGUGCUAUGGUAGUGCUGUUUUGGCUUUGUCUCUCUUUUUCUUUUACUUUCAUCAGAACAGUGGGAAAGACUGUAUUUGCUUUGAGUGAACCCUUAAAACUCAACAUAGGUAACGAUUGUCUUUUUUAUCAAACUUCCUGUGUAUUUGUUUACUGACAUCUAUUUACUGGCAAAAUUCUAUUGACUGUCACGCAUUCAACUUUUUUAAGAAACAUAUUGAUUGUAGGUGUUACAGAUAUUCAUCAGGAAUUUUAUCACAAUUUUUUUUGUUUGGCAAAUUAAUUUUUGUUGUGUGAGGUGUGAUAAUUUUUUCAUUCUGUUGAAGAGUGUGUUGAAUAUACAUUCAAAAGGUUAAAUGACACGUAUCCCCUGAGAAUUGUCUGGAGUUACUCAUAAAUAAUACCACUGCAGGAGCCUUUGAGGCUAGGCACCAAGUGAACUGCCGAAUGUAAGUGAUUCUCUAUUCACAUUGCUUGUAUUGAAAAUGCAUUCAGUUUUUACAGACUUGGAGCUAAAGGUUGUAUAGUGUGUCUACAACUAAGACGUUUUUAAAAAAAUGUACUCUAAAUCAAAAUACUGUAGAACCUUUUUAUUACAUUCAAUAAUACUCCUCUCUUAUAAAGGAACUUGAAUAUUUUAUAUCUGCAAUGAUAAAGCUUCUGAUAUUUCUUAAUGCUGAUCAUGAACGGCUUGAUUUGGACCAAUUGUACAUACGCGGUAUUGCAAAGGUAUCAAUGUAAUGAUUAUCAAUUUAUCUCUGCUGUUUAUUUUUCAUGCUUUUCAACUGCUGUUUUUUUCUUCACUCUUGUCACAUUUUCUUGUAGUCCAUUAGUUUUGUUGUCAAUGAAACUGAUCCUGUCUUGAUGUCAUUCACUCUGUCGAUUGUUUAGAAGAGCUGCAUUUAUCUAUUACUGCUUGAAGCCCUUUGCAUUCUCACUACCUUCAAAGACCUGUUUUGAAAUUAAUUGUAAAAUUAUUGAACAGUGUUUCUUCUUUUUGAGCUUUGUUUCCACUGUACAUUACAUUCUAGAAUUUAUACAGAUGUUUUAAAGCCAAAGCUGGAGGUUUCUUUUGUGUAGGUAGAGAAUCAUGCCACCCCUCCCAAUAUGGUCUCCUCUGUUAAAUUUUCUUUGAGGUGGUGUGAUUGUGUCAGCCAGGAUUCCACCUCUAGUCGUUUCUUUGAUUUUUGCUCAAUUUUCAUCCUUUACCUACCUCUUGUUUCCUAGGAGAGUCAAAUCUUUUGCAACUGCUGCAAUCCUACCAGCAAUCUCGCAAUGAUCAGGUACAUAUUGAGUGAUGAUGAUUGUCUGCCCGUGGGGCACUAACACGGUUUCAUUUUGCACAAUGAUUAGGACCUUUGUGUGAAAAUUGAACACUUAAAACCGUACUGUUAAAUGCAGAAGAGGACUAUAGCACUACUUAGUGCCAACGAAUUUUUCAAGUUUUUUUUUAAAUAUAUUUUUCAAGGUCUUCCAAGUUUCCUAAUUCUGAUGCAUUCUUAGACAUCCUAUGGAAUGAACUGCUCUUGCAACUUAAGUUGAUUGAACAAAUUCAUCUGUCUUAUUCAAUCUUAUUGUUGAUGCAAGUGAUUUUAAUGUUUGUUAUUUUUCAAUGUAUGAUGGGAGAGUUGAUUGUGCUGAACUUUCAUCUCAGUAGUUGUGUGUAAUUUUGGUGUACACUAACGAAUGCAACAUAGACUUAGAUUUUAAUACUUUAUUUGUACAGAAAUUAGGCUCAAAGAGUGUAAAAAAAAGGAGGAUGUAGCUUGAGGUUUUGAAGAAGGUGUACUGGAGCGCGGCAGCAGACUGUGUUAUUGUGUUGUUUAUUGAAUGUUUGCUGAUGGCUUGCAUGGCGGUAUUUAUUGAUACUUUGAUUGUCAAUAAAGAGCUGCAUUUGAAA